Myzus persicae (green peach aphid) is the source of this 1779-nucleotide messenger RNA. Its product is annotated as NEDD4-binding protein 1-like. The transcript has 5 exons. Gene Ontology annotation, cellular component: nucleus; cytoplasmic ribonucleoprotein granule. NCBI's taxonomy places the organism in Eukaryota, Metazoa, Arthropoda, Insecta, Hemiptera, Aphididae. The record is from RefSeq and is a predicted model, not a curated record. Bases 357 to 1667 code for a protein of 436 amino acids. Gene Ontology annotation, molecular function: mRNA binding; RNA endonuclease activity.
UUAUCUCUCCCGUACUCUGUGCUGAUUAGUGAUUAUGAAAAAUGAAUAACGAUACUGGAAAUACCAUGCUGGCAUUCUAACAAUUCAAAGUUGUUUCUUAAAUUCCAGAUAAGCUGUUUUCUGUCAUUUGAAUUUCAGUUUUUCAUGCUUUACAUUCUAGUUACCGCCGUGUUACAUCUUCGUGAGGUAAUCUGAACUCUGUAGUAGUGUAGUUUUGUACUGACUGAACUGUACUACCACAAGCCAGUAAGCCACAGACGACUACAAUUCAUUGUUAGUUCUUAUUAUCUCUAUUAUUAAAAAGUCGACCUAAAACAUACGUCUGGAUCGUGAAUAACCAUAUUUUACAGAUAUAUAUGAUGGGAAAAGUAAAGACUAAAAGGAAAAGUCUAGGUUCAUUAAAAAACCGGCUGCGGUCUUCUAAGAAGUUGGUUGACAAUGAAAUUAUGUCAAAAACAGUUGCCAUAAACAUUAAUGAAUCAAUUAAUGCAAGUGCGGUUGAUGUAACAGAGGGUAAUAAUGACAAUUCACUUUCUACUGAUGAGCUUGAAAGUAUAAAAUCGGUUUCUUCCAAAGUAUCCAACAUUACUAAUGAUGAAAUUAUCGAUAUAACUGAUAUUACUACUGAUAGUAUUACUCUUGAGAACUCCCAAACUGUAGAUCAUAAAAAAAGAGGACUUAAUAUUGAUCAUGACGAAAUAAUAGAUAUUACUGAUACUACUAUUACGAGCAAUGCAAAUGAAGGGGAUGUCCCUAAACAAUUUCCAAGGAAUACAAUAUUGAUUGAUGAUGAUGAUGUCCAAAUUAUUGAUGAUCCUACUCUUGGUCAAAAUAAGUCUAUAGAACUUAUUACUAUAUCGGAUGAAAGUGAUGAAGAAAAUACAUCAAACGAACAGUUAAUUAUUAAACCAAGUCGUUUAAAAUCUGUACACGAGCGUUUAGGUAUUCCUACAACCAGCACAAUUAAGAGCUCAUAUAAUAGUCCAUUACGUAAUCGUAAAAGAAAAUGGGAAGAAGAAAAUAUAACUAAAUUUAAUUAUUUGAGUGACAACUUAGGAGGAUUUAUUAUUGAUAAACAAAAAAUGUCUUCUAACUCACAGAAUUUUAUUGCAUUAAAUAAAAAACCUGUUAAAAUUGUCAAGCCACACGUAUCUUCAAAAGGUACAACUUCUAACACUAAUAGAAAGCUACGACCAAUCAUCAUUGAUGGUUUAAAUAUUGGAUUUGCACAUGGUUCAGGAACGUUUUCAGGAAAAGGCAUUGAAUUAUGUAUACAAUUUUUCACUGAUCGAGGCCAUAAAGAUGUGAUAGCAUUCAUUCCACAACAUCGACAGGGACCACCUGGGUCUGAAUCGAAUACCAUCUUAAAUAAUUUAGAUAAAAAAGGGCAAAUUUGUUUUACACCUAGCAGAAAAGUCCAAAACUUAAGGAUGACAUGUCAUGAUGACCGAAUUAUACUCAACUAUGCCCAUAAAUGUGAUGGAGUGGUGGUUUCAAAUGACAACUAUCGAGAUUUAUAUGAUGAAAGUGAAGCAUUCAAAGAUAUCAUUGAAAAUAGGCAAGUAAUGGUCACAUUUGUCAGGGAUGAAAUAAUUGUUCCAGAAGACCAAUACAAUCGAAAGUCCACUAUCCGAUCUCUUUCAGAUAUUCUGUGUUUUCCAGAAUAAAUUUAUACCGUUUUACAGUUUUAAUAUACUUCAACAAAGUAAUAUUUUAAUUACAAGUGAAAAUGAAAUCUCCAUGUAUAUUUUUUAUAACUCAUACCAAAUUCAAGUUGAA